Molecule: messenger RNA, 212 nt
Organism: Funneliformis caledonium
Lineage: Eukaryota; Fungi; Glomeromycota; Glomeromycetes; Glomerales; Glomeraceae
Source: the annotation of a GenBank genome assembly
AUGAAUGUACUGGUCAUGGACAAGUGGCAAGCUUAGUUUUGAUCAAAGUUCAAGGUUCGCAAAAAAUCUUUGGGGGAUAUAGUCCCAUCGGAUUUAAAUUUCGUCCAAUUUCAUUUAAUGAUAAGAAUUUAUAUGAUCAUUGUACAACGGAUAGUUUUAUUUUCUCAUUUGAAAAUGAUGAAGACACUCGGAAUAUGAAAAUAAGUCGGGUG